CCCACCACCCAUUGAAAUUAAAAAACAGUUAUGUCUUCUCUUCCCCCCAACCUAUUCUCUAACUCUGCUGUAAAGAAAAAAGAAAUACUAAAAAAACCCAUCUAAAUUCCAUUUCUUUGUGCAGAAAACAUAGUGGCCUAGCUGUUUCUUGGAUCCAGAGAUUCUGGUCUGGGUUUCUUUCAAUUAGUUUAAUGCUAUUACACAUCUACUACUGUUUUUACUAAUCUUCUAACAAAAGAACAUUAGCCCGCAGGACAUGAUCAUAUGGUUCCUCCCAUUGUCCCUCCUCCCUAGGCUCAAACCCUCUUCCUUUCUGCAGCUGUAAUGCCUGUAAAUCCAUGGACCCUCUUCUCCUUCUUAUUCCUCUCCUCUACCCUUGUAUCUCUCUUUCCUUUUACAGCUUCUGCUCUCAACCAACAAGGAGAAACUCUUCUUUCAUGGAAGAGAAGCUUGGAUGGAUCACCUGAGGGGUUGGAUGAUUGGGAUUCAAGCAAUGAAACUCCAUGUGGAUGGUUUGGAAUCACUUGCAAUCUCAACAAUGAAGUUGUAUCGUUGGAGUUUAGGUAUGUUGAUUUGUUUGGAAAACUACCCUCCAAUUUUACCUCACUGUUUUCCUUAAACAAGCUUAUUCUGUCUGGAACCAAUCUCACUGGUUCAAUCCCAAAAGAGAUUGGCACUGCUCUUCCUCGGUUGACUCACUUAGACUUGAGUGACAAUGCCUUAACCGGCGAAAUCCCAAGUGAGCUUUGUGCCUUGAUCACGCUUGAAGAACUCCUUCUCAACUCAAAUCAACUUGAGGGCUCCAUUCCAAUCGAAAUCGGAAACCUCACUAGCUUGAAAAGGCUAAUCCUCUACGACAAUCAACUUAGUGGUUCCAUGCCUAACACCAUAGGCAAGUUGAGGUAUCUCGAAGUGAUUAGAGCUGGUGGCAACAAGAAUCUCGAAGGCUCGUUACCUCAAGAAAUUGGCAACUGCAGCAACUUGUUGAUACUAGGCCUAGCAGAGACAAGCAUCUCAGGUUUUCUCCCACCAAGCCUCGGCCUCCUUAAAAAACUCCAAACCAUUGCCAUUUACACUUCCCUCCUUUCCGGCCAAAUCCCUCCAGAACUUGGUGAUUGCACCGAGCUCCAGGACAUAUACCUUUAUGAAAACUCACUCACUGGAUCAAUCCCGAAAACAUUAGGCCAACUCCAAAACCUUAAAAACCUCUUGCUCUGGCAAAACAACUUGGUUGGUGUCAUCCCUCCAGAGCUCGGAAACUGCGACCAAAUGUUGGUCAUUGACAUAUCAAUGAAUUCCUUAACCGGAAGCAUUCCUCAAUCAUUUGGCAAUCUAACUGAACUUCAAGAAUUCCAGCUUAGCCUCAAUCAAAUCUCCGGAGUAAUCCCUGCGCAACUUGGAAAUUGCCAGAAGCUCACUCACAUCGAACUCGACAACAAUCAAAUCAGUGGCUCAAUCCCACCUGAAAUAGGUAACUUAUCAAACCUCACACUCUUUUACUUAUGGCAGAACAGACUCGAAGGCAACAUACCGCCUUCCAUUUCCAACUGUCAAAAUCUAGAAGCCAUAGAUUUAUCCCAAAAUGACCUGGUGGGACCUAUUCCAAAAGGAGUUUUUCAGCUGAAGAAACUCAACAAGCUCUUGCUUCUUUCCAACAAUCUCUCUGGUGAAAUACCACCCGAGAUUGGAAACUGCUCGUCUUUGAUUCGUUUUCGAGCUAAUAACAACAAGGUUGCCGGAACAAUUCCACCCCAGAUUGGAAAUUUGAAGAAUUUGAACUUCUUGGAUCUCGGAUCGAACCGGAUUGCUGGAGACAUCCCGGAAGAAAUCUCGGGUUGUCAGAAUCUCACAUUUUUGGAUUUGCAUUCAAAUGCUAUAUCUGGGAACUUGCCACAGAGUUUUAACAAGCUUGUUUCACUCCAGUUUGUUGAUUUCUCCAAUAACUUGAUUGAAGGAACUUUGAGUGCAAGUCUUGGUUCGCUGAGUUCACUCACGAAGCUCAUUCUUGCUAAGAACAAGCUUUCAGGUUCCAUUCCGAAUCAACUCGGUUCCUGCUCCAAGUUACAGUUGUUGGACCUGAGUGGAAAUCAUUUAUCAGGGAACAUUCCGUCGAGUGUUGGAAAGAUUCCGUCACUGGAAAUCGCUCUGAAUCUCAGCUUGAAUCAACUUAACGGAGAGAUUCCGUCAGAGUUCACUGGGCUAACGAAGCUUGCCAUUUUGGAUUUUUCUUAUAAUCAUCUAUCUGGCGAUCUUCAACAUCUCGCAGCAUUGCCAAAUCUCGUCGUGCUUAAUGUCUCGCACAACAAUUUCUCGGGUCACGUGCCUGACACGCCCUUCUUCUCCAAGCUUCCUCUCAGUGUUCUUACCAGUAAUCCCGCUCUUUGCUUCUCCGAUAGCCAGUGUGAUGGCGAUGACAAGCGCGUGAAGCGAGGGACGGCAGCACGUGUGGCAAUGGUGGUGCUGUUGUGCACGGCGUGUGCUCUUCUUUUGGCAGCGCUCUACAAUAUCCUAGGAAGCAAAAAGCAUGGCCGUGGGGCCCAAGAGUGCGAUAGUGAUGACGGCUUGGAGAUGAGGCCGCCUUGGGAAGUGACUUUAUACCAGAAACUAGACUUGUCAAUUGCUGAUGUGGCACGAUCGCUGACAGAUGGCAAUGUGAUCGGGCGAGGCCGGUCCGGGGUGGUGUAUAAGGUUGCCAUCCCGUCAGGGCUGAUGGUAGCAGUUAAGAGGUUUAAGUCAGCAGAGAAGAUUUCAGCAGCGUCAUUUUCAUCCGAGAUUGCUACGUUGGCGAUAAUUCGGCACCGGAAUAUCGUCCGGUUACUCGGGUGGGGAGCAAACCAGAAAACAAAGCUGUUGUUUUAUGAUUACAUGGCUAAUGGCACGUUAGGGACAUUGUUACAUGAAGCGAAUGAUGUUGGGUUGGUGGAGUGGGAGAUGAGGAUCAAGAUCGCAUUAGGGGUGGCAGAGGGGCUAGCUUAUUUGCACCAUGAUUGCGUGCCACCGAUUUUGCACCGAGAUGUGAAAUCUCAUAACAUCUUGCUUGGGGACCGGUAUGAGGCAUGUUUAGCCGAUUUCGGGCUCGCUAGGGAGGUUGAAGACGAGCAUGGAUCAUUCUCUGCAAGUCCACAAUUUGCAGGGUCCUAUGGAUACAUUGCACCAGAGUACGCUUGCAUGCUUAAAAUCACUGAAAAGAGUGAUGUGUAUAGCUAUGGAGUAGUCCUUUUAGAGAUAAUAACGGGGAAGAAGCCGGUGGAUCCAUCAUUCCCGGAUGGCCAGCAUGUUGUCCAAUGGGUCAGAGACCACCUGAAGUGCAAGAAGGACCCAGUUGAAAUACUUGAUCCUAAACUGCAAGGCCACCCAGACACACAGAUACAGGAAAUGCUUCAAGCUCUUGGAAUCUCUCUUCUUUGCACAAGCAAUCGCGCUGAAGAUCGCCCGACAAUGAAAGAUGUGGCAGUAUUAUUAAGGGAGAUUCGACAAGAACCGACUGUAGGAAGCGACGCCCACAAGCCGACUAACAAAUCAUCGAAAAUGAUGGGAACCAAUCCAUCGUACUCAUCAUCCUCGGUGACCCCAGCUCAAUUGUUGAUGCUUCAACAAGGGUCUUCUCGUUGCUCGCUCGCUUACUCAUCUUCAUCAGCUAGCAUCGCGUCAAGCGCUAAUCAAUAACGAACUCCUUGUGUAGUAUCGAGAUUUAUUCUAGCAUCAGUAUUGUUUUUUAGAAUAGGGAAAUGCAUAAGGUGUGAGCACCACAAGGGUGUUAUUGCAUUGAUCAGCAAUUAACCAGGUACCAAGAUGAUAAACUUGAGUACAUAGAAAUUUGCAUUUAUUGUCUCUACUCUCUAGUAAAUGGUGUUAAUUAUUGUGAUUAA
This is a messenger RNA of Populus nigra (black poplar), 3869 nucleotides long. RefSeq names its product leucine-rich repeat receptor-like serine/threonine-protein kinase RGI4. Gene Ontology annotation, biological process: hormone-mediated signaling pathway; protein phosphorylation. The transcript has 2 exons. Gene Ontology annotation, cellular component: plasma membrane. The coding region runs from base 325 to 3666 and encodes 1113 amino acids. The record is from RefSeq and is a predicted model, not a curated record. NCBI's taxonomy places the organism in Eukaryota, Viridiplantae, Streptophyta, Magnoliopsida, Malpighiales, Salicaceae. Gene Ontology annotation, molecular function: ATP binding; protein binding; protein kinase activity.